AACCCCCCCUCCCUCUUUGUGUCUCCUCUUUGACACAAAUUCCAUAAAACUAAAUUUGUUGCCACUAAUGAUCCCAAUUACAACGAUCACUACUUCAUAUAUAUCACAACAUCUGCAACGAGUACAAUAUCAUCGUUUUUCAUUUUAUCAAUAUUCAUUUUUCACUACUUUUAUAAUACGAGUGAUUUUUUGUAAUGGAGACACCACCUUAUUAUAAUUAUGCACCACCACCACCACAACAUCAUGAUUCAUCUCGACCAACCAUUGGGUUCCCACUUGGAACCGCUUUGCUUCUAAUAGUUGUUUUUAGCCUUAGUGGCAUUUUUUCAUGUUGUUACCAUUGGGACAAACUUCGUCACCUACGAGGUGAUUUUUCAGAUGAUGAUCCAGAUUCAUCACAUCAUCAUGACUCAUCUAAUUCCAAACCAAAACUUAUAUAUUCGGAAAAGAAGCAAGAAGAGAAUGGGAGUAUGCCAGUAAUAAUGGCCGGAGAUCAAUAUGCAAGGUUUAUAGCAAUGCCGUGUCCAUGUGAACCACCGAGACAAGAAAAUAAGAUUACUAUGACUAUGCAAGAGCUUCAGACGCCACCUAAGCCGCCGCAUAUAGCCAUUUCCAUGUGUUAAUAUGUUCGAAUACAUUUUUAUUUUAUUUUUAAUCAACAUAUAUAGUGUAGAGUUUUUUUUAGAGUGAAAUAGAAGUUGUGAUUCUUUUUCUACACUUGUAAAUUGUUGUUAAAAAGAUAAGAUAAAAUAAUAUAUAUUAUUGUUUUUUUUA
Molecule: messenger RNA, 774 nt
Organism: Erigeron canadensis
Lineage: Eukaryota; Viridiplantae; Streptophyta; Magnoliopsida; Asterales; Asteraceae
Exons: 2
Coding region: 195-623 (142 amino acids)
Source: RefSeq, a predicted model, not a curated record